This is a messenger RNA of Cucurbita maxima (winter squash), 2403 nucleotides long. RefSeq names its product K(+) efflux antiporter 5. Gene Ontology annotation, biological process: proton transmembrane transport; potassium ion transmembrane transport. Bases 303 to 2021 code for a protein of 572 amino acids. The transcript has 19 exons. Gene Ontology annotation, molecular function: potassium:proton antiporter activity. Lineage: Eukaryota; Viridiplantae; Streptophyta; Magnoliopsida; Cucurbitales; Cucurbitaceae. The record is from RefSeq and is a predicted model, not a curated record. Gene Ontology annotation, cellular component: membrane.
ACGAUGCGAUGCAACAACUUCGUCAAACGGAAGCCACCAUCUUCAUCGAUCCCGCCACUCAAACUGCAAUCAACAAUCGCCAGCGAACAAAAAGAUCCCAUUGGAGAAUAAUCAAAGAAAUUAUUCGAAAAUCGAUCGGAUUCAUUUCCAAGUUUCCAGUACUUUACUUCAUUCUUCUAAAGAUUACUUGAAAUUAACCGUAUUCCCUCUCCUCAAUGGAGUCGAAGCAUUUUCAAAUUUGAGAAGGGAGCUUUCUUUCUGUUUCAUACGUUUUCUUCUUUGUUAAGCUUCAUCGGUUCUUUAUGGCGAGAAGAGGAGGAGCAAUUGGAUCAUGGCUUUGCAUCGUUCUGGUUUUAAUUUCUGCGCAAAUUCAUGUCUCACCCAGAUCGGAUAAGGAAAUUAGGGAAAGAUUUUAUGGAAACUUGAUCAACUCAACGGCACCGAUUUCCGGUGACGGUAGUAUUGCCCAAAUGUUCGAUAAGGUGCUCGAGAAGGAGUUCCCUGACAAUGAUCUGCCUGAAGGUUCGAGCGGAAGCAGCUUUAAUAACAGUGUCGCUGAUCAGGAGGCAGAACUGGAGACAGUAGCCAAAAUCACUCAUGAGAAGGGCAAGAAAAAUGAUAGUCAAAAGGCAAAUGGGACUAGAGCAUUCCAAUUUCAGGAUGUUUUCUCUCUGGAAAAUGAAGAAUCUGAUGAUGUUAUGACGUUGAUUGAUAAAAAAGACAAUGUAUUUGUGAUGUCAAACAAGAAAUCAAAGUAUCCAGUACUUCAAGUAGAUUUGAGACUGAUUUCAGACUUGGUUGUGGUUAUUGUUUCUGCCGCAAUUGGAGGAAUUAUCUUUUCUUGUUUAGGCCAACCGGUUAUUGUGGGCUAUCUUCUUGCGGGGUCAAUUAUUGGACCAGGAGGUCUAAAAUUCAUCAGUGAAAUGGUGCAGGUUGAGACAGUGGCACAAUUUGGUGUUGUAUUUCUUCUUUUUGCUUUAGGACUGGAGUUUUCUUUGACAAAGUUAAAAGUUGUGGGGGCUGUUGCUGUUUUUGGAGGUUUUCUACAGAUCAUCAUAUUUAUGUUCUUAUGUGGCAUAAUUGCCAUGUUAAGUGGAGCUAAAUUGUCCGAGGGUGUAUUUGUCGGUUCAUUUCUAUCAAUGUCAUCUACAGCAGUGGUGGUGAAGUUCUUGGUAGAACGGAAUAGCAGUAAUACUCUUCAUGGUCAGGUUACUAUUGGAACACUUAUCUUACAGGACUGUGCCGUUGGUUUGUUAUUUGCCUUGCUCCCAGUUUUGGGUGGUCACAAUGGUCUUAUUUUAGGAAUGAUAUCUAUGGGAAAGUUGCUACUGGUAUUGUCAGUAUAUCUCACAGUCGCGUCCAUUUUGUCGUGGUCAUUUGUUCCCCGCUUUCUUAAGUUGAUGAUGCAGCUGUCGUCUCAAACAAAUGAGUUGUACCAGCUUGCUGCUGUGGCAUUUUGUUUGCUGUCUGCCUGGUGCAGUGAUAAGUUGGGACUCAGUCUUGAGUUGGGUUCCUUUGUAGCUGGAGUUAUGAUAUCUACCACCGACUUUGGUCAACAUACUUUAGAUCAGGUGGAACCAAUUCGCAAUUUAUUUGCAGCUUUGUUCCUUUCGAGUAUUGGAAUGCUCAUUCAUGUACAUUUUCUGUGGAGCCAUUUGGAUAUUUUGCUAGCAUCUGUCAUGCUGGUUGUGUUUGUGAAGACAGCAGUUGUUACCGUUGUUGCAAAGGCAUUUGGAUACAGUAUAAGGACUUCUUUUCAGGUUGGAGUCAUGCUUGCUCAAAUUGGAGAGUUUGCUUUUGUUCUCCUAAGCCGUGCCUCAAAUCUUCAUCUCAUUGGGGGGAAAGUUUAUCUGCUACUUCUUGGAACAACAGCACUUAGUCUAGUGACCACCCCUCUUGUGUUCAAAUUGGUACCUGCUGUGCUGAAUUUAGGGGUUCUCAUGCAUUGGUUCCCCUCUGAAAACAUCAUUCAAAGCGAGGAGAAAACAUCAAUGAUUGAAGCACAUAACAGAAUGUUGUGAUGACUCCUCCACAUUAAACACAAGUCAGUCUACUUACUACUACUACCCAUCAUCUUCCCUCCUCUCCUCUGUGUGUGUGUGUGUGUGAAUAUCAGAGCUGAUUUCUGAGGCUUAAUGGAUCAAUGGUUUUGCAGAUUCAUUCUUUCAUAGGAUGCCCCUUUUAGUUGUUUCUCCAUUGGGUUCUCGUAAUUGUAGAAAUGUUUUGGGAGUGAAUGAUGAACAAGGAAAGGAAAUAGAGUUCGUUCUGUGGCACAGCUGUAAAUAUGAAGGAAAUCUUAAUUUAAUUAUAUAGGAAUUCUCAUGUGUUGUUGAGGGGUUACUUUGGACAUAUUAUUGAAUCAAAUCAAUUACCGAAAACAGACAUGGCAGUGUUUUAAUUUAA